GAGAGAGAGAGAGAGCGAGAGAGAGAGAGAGAGAGAGAGAGAGAGAGAGAGAGAGAGAGAGAGAGAGAGAGAGAGAGAGAGAGAGAGCGAGGGGGGCACAGUGAGGUGAGGGAAAAGAGAAAGUAAUGUUAGAAGCGAUGGCAGACGGAGCUGGCUGCUUCUAGACAUUUCUGCUUUUCUUACGAGCUUUGGAAGGGACAACUACCUGUGGAGAUCAUGGGAAGCGAGAUCAUGGGAAUCCUGGAGCGCCGCAACGACUCGUCCAACGGGACGGGCCAGGAGGGCGGCUACACCGAGGUUCAGAUGGUCCUGCUGGGCAUCUUCAUGUCCCUGCUGGUCCUGGGCAUCGUCUUCGGCAACAUCCUGGUGAUCACGGCCAUCGCCCGCUUCCAGCGCCUGCAGAACGUCACCAACUGCUUCAUCACGUCGCUGGCGUGCGCCGACCUCAUCAUGGGCCUCGUCGUGGUGCCGUUCGGCGCCUGCUACAUCAUCUUCAACACGUGGCACUUUGGCAGCUUCUGGUGCGAGUUCUGGACGGCCACAGACGUGCUCUGCGUGACCGCCAGCAUCGAGACUCUGUGCGUCAUAGCACUCGACCGCUACUUGGCCAUCACCUCCCCCUUCCGCUACCAGUCCAUGCUGACCAAGUGCAAGGCCCGUAUCGUGGUGCUGCUCGUGUGGGUGAUAGCCGCCCUCAUCUCCUAUCUGCCCAUCCACAUGAAGUGGUGGGUGGAGAACAGCGACGUGGCCCGGGACUGCAUGAACAAGAGCAGCUGCUGCGACUUUAACACCAACACGGGCUACGCCAUCACCUCGUCCAUUGUCUCCUUCUACAUCCCCCUCUUCAUCAUGCUUUUCGUGUACAGCCGCGUCUUCCAGGAGGCCAAGCGGCAACUGAGGAAGAUCGACCAGAGCAUGGGGCGCUUCCAGAACAUGAGGAACAGCGACGCCGCCUCGCUGGAGAUCAACGUGGGCCGUGGCGGCAAGAAGACCAAGUUCUGCCUGAGGGACCAUAAGGCUUUGAAGACCCUGGGCAUCAUCAUGGGGAUCUUCACGCUGAGCUGGCUGCCCUUCUUCCUCCUCAACGUGGUGGGGGCCAUCUGGAAGGUGGACAACAUCGACCAAACGUUCAAGGUGCUCAACUGGAUCGGCUACGCGAACUCGGCGUUCAACCCGCUCAUAUAUUGCCGCAGCCCCGAGUUCCGGUACGCCUUCCAGGAGCUCCUCUGCAUGAAGAGCCGUUUCGCCCAACUGUCGAACAAAGGUGGAUAUAUCUACACCGGACACAGCUGGCAGAGUGAGCAGCCCCCCCGGAACAAGGGUAGCUCGGAGGAGAACAGCGAUCCCGGGGACAGGAGCUCUGAGAAGGCAGAGGGGGUCUGCGAUGACCCUGGGAAAGGGACGGACCCCAACGGGAAUUGUGAGACAAACUCCCCCUCUGUCUUUUAACCCCCCGUGAUCUCAUGAGGACCUCACACGGAAGUUUACACUUUAGCCAUAUUUUAUUAUUUUUUCUUUUGAAUUGUCUGAUGAAGGUAAGACCGGUCACCUUGGUUGACAGUGUUAUCCCCUGGAGACUGGUCCAAGGAAAUGGUUGCUUGAGAUAUUUCCAGACGUAUGGGUGGAGUGUCAUUGGUUUAGGACACCAACGAAUACAAUUGAGAUAGCUGGGACAGGGUUUUUUGAAAAACAAUGUUGAUUUUCCAUCUACCUCACUUUUCCUUUCUUUUCUCUUGCAUUCUUUUGUUGCACAACCAUACUUUACAUGGUCUCUAGCAUAGUGUUAGAGUAGCACAGUGCCUUGGCAGUUUAUUGACAUUAAGUUGUUUUAUGCAUUCUAUAAAUCCUGAAAAAGCUGGCUCAAUUGGGAUCUGUAGACAUUCCUUUUAUCUCCCUUGGUGUUCGUGGCCAAACACAUGUUAGAGGUGCAGUUUGUAGGAUUUAGUGGCAUCUAGCAGAAAGGAUUUUGGCAACAAUGGAAUAUAAUGUUCAAAAGUAAGAUUUAAUAAGUGUAGAAUCCAAUAAAAUUAAGAAUUGUGUAUUCAUUACCUUAAAAGUAGCCCUUUUUAUCUACAUUGGGAGCAAUAUUUCCUGCGUGGCAAUCUGCAACCUCACUGCUAGAAGUCCCUAAUUCCUAUACACUGUACCUUUAACGUGUGAACCUUUUCCUUUCUAAGAGCAACAAAUACUAUCAUGAAUCAAUCGAUAAUAAUGCAUUAUUUAAAAUAUCAGCAUUGUUGAAUGCUCCUCACAGUUGGGCCUGGUAUCAUGAGGAGGACAUUGAGUUAGCCAUUUAGCAUUAGCACCACAUUGUGGAGUAAUUCCGUGCAAGGUCUCACUGACGUUUCUGUUUUUUUCUUUUACUUGUAGAUAUACAUUCCACAACUUAUUUCAAUUCAACAAUUUCCUCAUACAUGAAGAGCAAUGUCUGGCCGAGAGCCAGACAUUGCUCUUUUUCAAAAGCCCCCCCCCCCCCCACACACACACUUAUUACAAGCAUGCAUGCCCACAGACACACACACACUCACAUUCACAAAUGGAAAAGGCCUCAGAAAUGCCUGCAAUGAGUGCUGGCUGCGUAUGCUAAUGUUUAACAGCAUGUUGCAGAAGGGAGGUUUCUGAGACCAACAGAUAGCACUGAAGAUUGGGGCAUUCUCCAAAGCCUUAUCAGUGUCUGCAUGCUAAACACACACACACACGCGCACACACACACACUGAGCAUGAGCAACAAGUAUGCCAUCCGCACCACUUUUUAACAGGAGUUUUAAUAAAAUAAUCAUAAUGAUCAUCAUGAA
Molecule: messenger RNA, 2795 nt
Organism: Gadus morhua (Atlantic cod)
Lineage: Eukaryota; Metazoa; Chordata; Actinopteri; Gadiformes; Gadidae
Gene: adrb2a
Product: adrenoceptor beta 2, surface a
Exons: 2
Coding region: 217-1449 (410 amino acids)
Biological process (GO): positive regulation of MAPK cascade; adenylate cyclase-activating adrenergic receptor signaling pathway; norepinephrine-epinephrine-mediated vasodilation involved in regulation of systemic arterial blood pressure
Cellular component (GO): plasma membrane
Molecular function (GO): norepinephrine binding; beta2-adrenergic receptor activity
Source: RefSeq, a predicted model, not a curated record